This is a messenger RNA of Xyrauchen texanus (razorback sucker), 6308 nucleotides long. Its product is annotated as membrane-associated guanylate kinase, WW and PDZ domain-containing protein 3-like. The transcript has 23 exons. Gene Ontology annotation, molecular function: protein binding. NCBI's taxonomy places the organism in Eukaryota, Metazoa, Chordata, Actinopteri, Cypriniformes, Catostomidae. Gene Ontology annotation, biological process: signal transduction. Gene Ontology annotation, cellular component: cytoplasm. The record is from RefSeq and is a predicted model, not a curated record. The coding region runs from base 1 to 3375 and encodes 1124 amino acids.
AUGUCUAAAACUUUGAAGAGGAAAAAACACUGGUCCACUAAAGUGCUGGAGUGCGCCGUGUCGUGGGGAAGCGUCGGGGAGUUCGGUGAUGUUGUGGAGAUCCUCGGAGGCGCCGAGCAUGGGGAGUUCCCGUUUCUCGGUCAGAUGAACUUGGACGUGUUGGUGUGUCACGUCGGGAGACUACCGUACUACGGGGAUGUGUUACUGGAGGUGAACGGGACACCUGUCAGCGGGCUGACGAACCGAGACACGCACGCGGUGAUCCGCCACUUUCGAGAGCCGAUCCGCAUUAAGACCGUCAAACCAGGUAAAGUGCUGAACACUGAUUUGAGGCAUUAUCUUAGCCUGCAGUUCCAGAAAGGAUCAAUUGACCACAAACUACAGCAAGUGAUCCGAGACAACCUCUACCUGCGAACGAUUCCAUGUACCACACGGCUGCCCAGAGAGGCGGAAGUACCUGGAGUGGACUACAAUUUUAUCAGCGUGGGGGAUUUUCGUAUAUUGGAAGAAAGUGGUUUGCUGCUGGAGAGUGGAACAUAUGAUGGUAACUUCUAUGGCACUCCGAAACCUCCUGCCGAGCCUAACUUGAUUCAACCUGACCUAGUGGACCAGGUUCUGUUUGAGGAUGAUUAUGGCACUGAGGUUCCAAGAAAGAGAACCACCUCUGUCAGUAAGAUGGAUCGCAAGGACAGCGCCGUCCCUGAAGAGGAGGAGGAUGAGGAACGACCACAGCUCCCAAAUGGCAUCCCAGAGAGGACAGAGGAGUGGAGAAAAACCGUGCCCAGCUACACUCAGUCCAGUGGUGGAGGCAGUGCAGUUGGAAGUGGAACAUUGGAACUUCGCACCUGGAGCUCUUUACCCAGAGACGACAGCCUGGAACCCUUGCCAUACAACUGGGAAAUGGCCUACACAGAUACUGGCAUGGUCUACUUCAUAGAUCAUAACACAAAGUCGACUACAUGGUUGGACCCUCGUUUGGUCAAGACAGCCAAGCCCCCCGAAAAGUGUGAGGAUGGAGAACUUCCAUAUGGUUGGGAGGAGAUUGAUGACCCGCAGUAUGGCACAUAUUAUGUUGAUCACAUAAACCAGAGAACCCAGUUUGAAAAUCCAGUUCUAGAAGCCAAGAGAAAACUUGGUUUGGACACUGCAGUUGCUACUCAAAAUCAACAGAGGGCAGCACCUCCUCCAGUGGGAAAGGGUUGGUGGUACCCCGGGUUCACACGGGACCCAACCCAGCUGAAGGGCGAGCUGUACCACACGGCUCUCAGGAAGAGUCAGCAGGGGUUUGGAUUCACCAUCAUUGGAGGAGAUCGACCUGAUGAGUUCCUACAGGUGAAGAAUGUUCUCGGAGAUGGCCCAGCUGCCCAGGAUAACAAGAUGGCCUCUGGUGAUGUUAUCGUUGAAAUUAAUGGCACACUUGUCUUAGGCAAGACCCAUGCUGACGUCGUACACAUGUUCCAGUGCAUCCCCAUCAACCAAUACGUUGACAUGGUCCUCUGCCGCGGAUACUCACUCCCCCCUGAUGUGGACGUGGAUAGCGAAGACCUGCCCCCUCCCCCUCUUCCUCCAACUGGAGAGAUUGUAACUGCUGUACCCCUCAUCAACGGCCAACCAUUGCUUGUCAAAGGUGAUGCCCUCCACGGCUCCUCACAAGAGCUUCACUACGUUACCACAGACUCCAGUGGGCGGCCCGUGGUUGCCGCGCUUCCUCCCAGCACAGGCGGUGCCAACGAUAGACCCGAAACCGGGAUGCUGCAGCCAGAGCUGGUGAGCGUGUCGAUCAUGAAGGGACCUGGUGGAUUUGGGUUCGCCAUCGCAGACUGUCCGCUAGGCCAGAAGGUGAAAAUGAUUCUGGAUGAGCAGUGGUGCCGUGGUCUGCUCAAAGGAGAUGUUAUAAAGGAGAUUAACAGGCAGAACUUGAAAACGCUGAGCCAUGCGCAGGUAGUGGAUAUAUUGAAGGACCUGCCUGUGGGAAGUGAAGUCAAUCUUUUGGUGCUGAGAGGAGGUAAGACAUCGCCUGUGAAGAGUUUAAGACCUAGACAAGGAAUGAGUGCCAGCACAGAGACUCUGGACCGUUACCAUGACAUCAUGGUACCCCCGGCAUUGACCUAUCACGCAAACACACUGCCAUGCAGCUCACCAAAACAAGAUGCUUCACUCCACUACAAUAAACCCAAAGCCUUGCCGGAGAGCAUAGUACCUCACUAUAAAGAGUUGGAUGUGUUCAUUAAGAGAGAUCAGGAGUCAGGGUUUGGCUUCCGUGUGCUGGGCGGAGAGGGCGCAGAACAGCCAGUAUAUAUUGGUGCCAUCAUUCCCCAGGGGGCGGCAGAGAAAGAGGGCCGUCUGAGGGCCGGAGACGAGCUGAUUGGCAUCGAUGGCAUCACAGUUAAAGGGAAAUCUCACAAACAAGUUCUGGAUCUGAUGACUAACGCAGCCCGCAAUGGACAAGUGCUCCUCUCGGUUCGCAGGAAGGUCAUUUACAGAGAUGCCUCAGAGGAUCUUGGGAACAUGGCUCUGACCCUUGUGAAUGGCUCACCUCGGAUUCCGCGGAUCCAGGUGCCACGCAUCAAGGACCAGGAGUCGUUUGAUAUCACACUCCAUCGUAAAGAUAAUGAGGGCUUUGGUUUUGUCAUUCUGACCUCAAAGAGCAAACCGCCACCUGGAGUGAUUCCUCACAAGAUUGGACGUAUAAUCGAAGGCAGUCCAACGGAUCGCUGCGGUUUGCUGAAUGUGGGUGACCGCAUAUGCGCUGUGAACGGUCAGUCCAUCAUAGAGCUCUCGCACAACGACAUUGUUCAGCUUAUCAAAGAUGCUGGGAACUCCGUCACACUCACUGUCGUUCCAGAGGAUGAGUACAAAGGCCCGCCCUCAGGAGCCAGCUCAGCCAAACAAAGUCCCGCACCACAGCACAAGAUUCUGAAAUCCACCACUCAGGACGAGAGGUAUAUUUUGGACAUGGACGAGAUCAGGGAUGAGCUUACAUGGACGGAGUAUAAAGCUCUUCCCAUUGGUGAGCAGGGAACACUGUGUGUCACCAACUUCAAACAGGGCUGUAUUGCGGUUGAGUUGGAGCGGGGUCCUCGUGGUUUUGGUUUCAGUCUUAGAGGAGGAACUGAGUAUAACAUGGGCCUUUACAUCCUGCGGCUGGCUGAGGAUGGCCCUGCUUUACAGGAUGGCAGGAUACACGUAGGAGAUCAGGUAGUGGAGAUUAAUGGGGAACAGACACAAGGCAUCAGUCACACUAGAGCCAUUGAACUCAUCCAAGCUGGAGGAAACAAAGUGCUACUCUUACUGCGACCACAAGCCCUCUUAUCUGAAAACAGUUGUGUAAGCUCUUCUGCGGUGUGCUACUACCCCCAGGAGCACCAUCACUAACAGCCUGCUUUCCUUUUGGUCAUCUUUUCUUUUUUUGGUUCUCAAGGAGACUAUCCUGACAAACAGGGAUCCAAAACUUCAAACAUUCUCCACAGGUCUCCUUUCCUUCAUCCCUCAUCCUCCUCAGAAGAAGAGAACAUCAGACCUGCCAAGGUCCAUGGCCCGUUCUCAUGCCUCCUUAGAUAUCACUCACUAGGAUCUGUGGCCUAAAGACAGUAUCAGGGUGAAGCUUGCCAAACCAUGAAUCUCCAGCUCUUCCAACGCCUCAAAGCAACGACGCAUCAAGAGUCUUUCUGCAGAGAACCUCCUUUAUCUUGGAGAUACUACAAAAUCCAAAAGCCCAUCCAUAGCCAAAGACAAAAGUCACAGCUACAAUGAAAACCUAUAACUAAGCUCUCGGGACUCCAAAAAGGAUAGGAAGUCCAACCAACAGAGUCACUCAAUCAGUCCUUAGGAGUCCAUGCACGAAAAACAGGAAGUGGUAGUUGAUGAUGGGCAAGGAAGGAAAGAGGAACAUUGAAUGAUGGGGACACCAAGGGCUAUCCACAGGAAAAGUGACCCUGAGAAGAUUAAAAAAUGGGAAGGAAGUGAAAUGAGACUGGAGAUUGACCCAAAAUGGGACGCAGAACUGAAAAACAGCCAAAGGAAGUAAACAACAAAAUAUAGUGGCACUCACGUAUCAAGCAAAGAGAUAGAGAGGAAGAGUAAACACUCAAAGGAUAAAAGAUCAUUGAGGGAUCCAAAAGAGGAAAAUGAUAAAAUAAUGGUCUGGAUAAUAGACAAGAAAGAAAACAAAAAAAGAGGAAGUGACUGGGAUAGCAGUAAAGAUGACAUGCGGCAAAUCUAGUCCUGUACAGCUUGAGUCCUCUAAGCAAUAGCCUUUGGAGGUUCCCUAGCUACACUCGCAUUCUCACUCAUGAGGAAGUGAUGCAAGAUUUUGAUUGCGAUGCUUGGGUAUCAAAGUUUUGAGGCCUGAAACAUACUCUACACAAAUGCAUGAAUGUUUCUAGCAACUCAAACCUCAUUUUCAUGCGUCGUUGCUUUCUGAAAGUGUAACAAUGCAAUUGCAUUCACAGUGAGCGUGUUCGCAUUCACAGCAAUACGCUGAAAACUAUCAAACACCCACUUAUUAAAAAAAAUGUCUACAUAAGAAACCCGUAAGAUUUUGAAAUCAUAGAGUUAUUCUCUGCAUUUGAAGUCAAAGCAUAAACAGACAUGUAUACAAAACUUGCACACAUUGAUAAGCCAGUAAAGACGCCAGUAAAGGUGUUUACAUGCAAAGCUAAAUCUGUGUGCUGAUUGUUUUUACUUAAACCAUUUUUGACCAUACCACGGUAAAGGAAUGCCAUUUAAGGAUUUUACAUGACCUUACCCAUUGUUUACUUGUUGGGUGUAAUCUGAUUACAAAGUAAUUAGCUCAUCUAAUACAUAAUAAUUACUCUAAUCUGAUACAUUUUAGAAUUAAAGAAUAAUAUUCUUGUAAUCCGAUAACAGUUACAGAUUUUCAAUUUAGGUACUUUAAGUACAGUAUAUUACUUUGGAUUACAUAUAUUUCUUAAAUAUUAUUAAUGUAUAAUACUUUAAAAUAUGAAUUAAUAUGUUCGUAUAUAUGUCUGUUCAUGAAGGGUGUGCGACAACUAACAAGGAGGAAAUAUAAUCAUUAUUUUACAUUUGUUGAGCGAAAAAACAAAGGUUGUGAAAAGUGUUUUAGAAAAUUAUUUAAAAGUAAAGUAAAUUGUAAUGUGUAAAGUAAUCAAUGAAAUAAUUAUGAUUACGAUUUUAGAGAAGUAACUAGUAAUUUCUAUCAGAUUAAAUUUUUUGAGUAAUGUAACCAACACCGUAUAAGAUCAAGCAUUUAAAUGCACUCAGUGUUGUCGCAAGGGUGCGCUAUAGCAGAUAUUAGCAUACAGUCCUUCUACAUCAGUUUUCUCUUUCAAUUCAACUACUGUCAUGGUGGAGCAAUAGUUUGAAGUCUUGCUGAGCAAGUUAGCUAAACUGUUGACAUGUUAGUAGCUAGCUACAGUAUCUACAUAAUAACGUUUAAUGUCACAAACAUUGGGAGGUGAAAUGAUGUUCAGCACCUUUUAGUCUGAGUAUGUGUCUGGCCUUAAACCCUGUUUUUCCCCGGGAAGUCUCCCAUCCAGUUACUGAUCAGGCUCACACAUGCUUAGCCUUUUCAGGUAACCAGUUGAGCUCAUACACAUUCGUGCUCUUUGUUUUCAGCAAUCGAACUGAUAUACAAACAUAUACAAACAUGAGGUUUCCCCCAAACUGUCUUUAUGCAGUUCUGGAGAUCAUCACUUAUUAUCUUAACAGACUUGGAGAAUUUUGAGAGGCAAUUUCGCGCAGUUUUGUGGCCAAGCGGAUGGAGCUCCUUUUGUCUGGACUGCCUCUUUAAAGUUCCUUUGUGCCAGCUGAUUUUAAACAACAAAAGACUCUCUAGACACAUCACAAUGCAAUCCUUCCUUAUGCAAUUGAAGGGAACAUGCCACAUCAAUCACCAAAACAUCAUUGCAAGUUUAGUCUUGUUUCAGUCACAAAAGCUCGUCCUUACCCCAAAGAAUAUUUUUUUUCUGCAUGCAAACUAGAACACAAAAAUUCCUCGUUUUGUUGCAUGCCUUUUCCUGUGCAGACUGUCUAAUGAUUCUAAGCUUUGUAAAUAAGAACUGUCAUCACAGUUGCGGACUUUACCAGGGAAUUUACCAAGACUGUUCUCUUUUUCUCCUUAUCUUUGACUCCCUGAACUCCAAAUAUAAUAAUUGCAAAUGACCAGACACUUGUGCUUUAAUAUACCAAGAAAAUGAGCCUAUGUUUAUUUAUUGAAAACAUGUACAGUAUAUGAAGAUAGAUCCAUGUAGCUUUAUGAAAUUGUGACAUUUAUUUCAGUGUAGAGAUCCAGAAUAAUGCUCAGCACCGUGGUAGUUUUACCUUGU